Aphis gossypii (cotton aphid) is the source of this 2836-nucleotide messenger RNA. Its product is annotated as putative leucine-rich repeat-containing protein DDB_G0290503. The record is from RefSeq and is a predicted model, not a curated record. The coding region runs from base 338 to 2620 and encodes 760 amino acids. The transcript has 16 exons. Lineage: Eukaryota; Metazoa; Arthropoda; Insecta; Hemiptera; Aphididae.
UCAUGUUGCAUUCCUGUAUUUUCGUCCAACGCCAUCUUAAUAUUUUUCUCCUCUUGUCUUUGUCUUUGUUCCUAAGUGUGUAGGUCUUAAAAUAAAUUUUUCGUCUUUCAACUUUUUAAUUUUAAUUCUUACAAGAAGUCUCGAGUUAUAAUUUAGUUCUUACAAAGUUAGUUACAACUCAUCAUUCGAUAGUACUUAGGUGUUCUUUUCUUGCUUUAUGUGAUUUGGUAUUUCAAAAAAAUAAAUUGAGCGAAGAGUUAUGUUAUUAAAUGUUGAAUGUUCUAAGGCUGUAGUCAUUUAUUGAGCAUAACCAUAUUAUAACUGAAAUUAUUUCAAAAUGAAUGACCAAGAGAAAAAUGCUAAUUUAAUGGAUGUUUGCAAUGAAUUUGAUAAAACUUGUAGUUCGCCCAAUAACACAACUUUCCAUAGUUUUAAUAACAUAGACACUAGUCAAUCAGUCUUGGAAAGCGACUUGAAUCAAAAUCUCAGUGAUCCUGUGAAAUACUUUGAUUUGCAACGCAUGAUCAUCGAUCAAAAGAAUGCAACAAUGGCAUUAAAAAUGUCCGAGUAUGAAAAAGCAUUAGGUGAAAGAGAUUAUACCAUUCAAUCCUUGCAUACAAAUAUGAUGAAUUCUCAAAACAAUAACUAUAUAUUGAAUAAUCAAUGCAAGAAUAUAAUGGAAAAGACAAAGUCAGUAAAUGAUACUUGUACCCGCCUUAAUGAAAGUUUUGCAAAUAUUUGUGAACGUUUGAACAGACUUGGCGAAACAGUAGAUAAUGCAAGAACCAGACAAAAAGAUGUUAUGACACUGGUAGAUCAAACUACUAGUACAUUUCAAGAAAAAAUUUUGAGUAUUUCAGAUACUAUUGAUGAGUCCUUAAAGCAAGGUACUGUAGUAACUAUGGAAAAGAUAAGAACAAAAAAAGAUUUGGAAAUAUUGGAAAAUAAGUAUUCACUAGAUAUAGUUGGUUUUAAAACAAAUUUACAAGAAUGUACUAAUGAAAUAGAAUACUUAAAAAAAGAAAAUCAUUUUUUGUCUGAAAAAUUGAAUGAUGCCAACUUAAAAUUAAAUGAAGAAAAAGAAACAUUAUUGAAUCUUAGUCAAAAUUUUGAAAUACAACUUGGAGAGAUGAAAGAUCAAAAUCUAGAACUUAUUAAUCAAAAUAAAUCCAUAAAUGAAAAGUAUGAUGAAAUAAAAUCUAAAAAUCAAACUUUGUUGGAUGAAAUUGACACACUGAAAACUUCUCUAAUUGAAAACAGUAAACAGCUAGAAAUACAAUUAAGUAUGAUUAAAGAUCAAUCAGAAUUGUGUCAUAAUCUAAAAAUAUUUGAAGAAUUAAAUGAAAAAUUAAAAAAAGAUAAUUAUACAUUAAAAGAACAGAAUGAAUACCUUGAACAAAUAAAUACAAAUUUGGUGGAUGAUAUUAGUAAUAUUAAAUUAUCUCAACAUGGAAUUCAAGAAGAAACAGAAAAUAAAUUUAAAAAUAUGUGUGAAAAUUAUGAUAAUUUACUGAAACUGCAAGAUGAAAAAUUAAAAGAUGUAACUGAAAAGUUAGCAUUACAAAAAGAAAAAGAGAAUAAAAAUCAAAUUGAAGUAAUUGAAUUAAAACAAGAAAUCGAAACAUCUAAUAAAACAAUAACUAGCUUACAAGAAGAAUUACAAGCUAAUUAUAUGUUAAUACCUGAAUUACAAAAUAAAAUUGAUGAUUUAAACAGUAAUUUAGUUAAUAGUUAUCAAAAUCUUAGAGACUCUACUAAAAUACUAGUCACAGAAAAAAAUGAAUUGGAAAAAGAAAAAAAUGAACUAGAAAAUCAAAGCAAAGAAUAUUUUGGUCAAAUUGAAAAACUAACUGCUAGUUAUAUGAAAUAUAAAUCAAAAGCCAAACAAUUAUAUGUGGAAGUUAUGCGACUUAGAUAUCAAUGUUCUCGAUCAGAACCAAAAAAAAAAAUUCAACAAUGUCCUGUAUUAGAUACUAUUGAGAUACUAAGUGAUGAAGAUAAUAUUGAUGAUGACGUGAGUAUAGUUGAAUUUAAUGAUCCAAAUGAAUCAAACAUGAAUAUUAGUUCUACUUCAAGCAAGCCUUUUCAGAAAUCUAACUUGUCAAGUUUAAAAAGAAAUUGUUCACCUUUAAGUUAUACUGGUAGUUCUAAAUUGAAGAAACAUAAAACAUCUGUUGACAUUGCUGCCUCUCACGUAUUAACAAAUAUUCCAUCAAAUGUCUUAAAUCAAAAAAAUAAUGCAAGACAAAUUGAGAAGUUAUUAAAUUCAUCAUUCAAAAGUAUUAGUUUAAAACCCAUAGACAAUAAUGCCAAUAAAAUAGAGAAAAAAAUUGAAUGCGACCAAGACGUAAAUUGUGAUAUUGAUUAUAAUUCAACUGCGACUUCUCAACAAAUAAAAAGUGAUAUAGUUAAUGAAAGUAAUAAUAAUCAAAUUAAAUCAACAUCAAAAACAGAUUUGAAUUCUACUACAAAAAAAAAAUUUAAAAUACCAACUGAUAUUAAGAUAUCUCAAAAAAAAAUUAAAUCGACCAAUAUACCAAAGAUAGAUUGGACUAAACCAAAUUCACCUGUUAUUAUUACUGCUCCUUCUCCUAAACUUCAACCAAAAUUUACUAAAUAAUUUAAAAAUAAGUAAGCAAUUUGAGUAUCAAAAAUAAAAACAUGUAUGAAUUUUGUUGGUAAUUUCUAUUAAUUUUUAUCUUUGUGUGUUUAAUUUUAAUAUCUACAUUUAAUACAAUUGUUUCAAAAAAAAGGAUUGUAAUUAUUAUAUUUUGUAACGUUAUAAUGUAAUAUUUAAAAAAACCUGUUUCCUAGAUUAAGCUCUUGUAUAAUUAUU